GACAGACACAGCAACAAAACAGUGAUAGACUGGGCUCACCAACUAUCAUUUUACAUUUACUUUUGAGAAUUAUAAUAACCUAACAACAAAAUGUGCAAGGGACUUGCUGCAUUGCCUGCAACAUGCUUGAGAAGGAUCAGUGCUGAAGAAGUCCAGAGAUGGGGUGAAUCCUUAGAAAACCUGAUAAAAAAUGAGGAUGGCCUGACAGCUUUUAUCACUUUCCUGAUGUCUGAAUUCAGUGAGGAGAAUAUAGAGUUCUGGGUGGCCUGUGAGGACUAUAAGAAAAUUAAUUUGCCAGCCAAACUGACCCCCAUGGCAAAGAAUAUUUAUGAACAAUAUGUUGCAGUUCAGUCUUGAAAAGAAGUCAACCUUGAUUCUUCAACGAGAGAGGAGACCAGCAGAAACCUUUUCGAACCCACAACUGCGUGCUUUGAUGAGACUCAAAGGAGGAUCUUUCUGUUGAUGGAAAAGGAUUCAUACCGAAGGUUCUUAAAAUCUAAGAUCUACCAGGACAUUGGUACAGCAGACUACCAGCAGCAGUUUUGGGAUCCAGAAGAGAGGAAAGAAUAAGGUCACUGAAUUCGACCAGCAAUUUCCCCAGUGUGCAUAAAUCCUUUCUCUAAAAGAGCUUCAGUGUACAUUGCGUUGCUACACAGCCAAACACAGUCAUCACCCAGCCACUUCACAAAUGUAAAAUGUUGUGCAUAUACCAGCCGGUGUACUGAUAAAACUCAUUUGUCAAAGCUUACUUUUUUUAUUUUAUUUAUUAUUUUAGAUAAUGUCUUGUAUUGCUGUCGAGAGGCUUAUUACCUGCUGUGAUGUACUGUGUAUGUCAUCUAUGUAUAACUCUGAAGACAAGUACUUUAAUGCAACCUGUUUCUGUCAUGUACAGUAUAUAUGUUAUACGGAACUUGUGUAUCAAAUUACCUGUUUGUGCUGCACUCAUAUUUGUCUGAGCAUGUAUACAAUAUUAAAUGAUCUAGUAUUUAUCCUGUUUGCUGUACAGUGGUUAACAUGUGCUAUAAGAAUUUGUAUGUGUUAUUUAUCACUAACUUUUAUCUUAUCAUAUUGGAUUCUGUUUUUAUUGCUUAUGUAUUUUUAUAUUUUGAUAAAGUUUUAUGUUGAAGUAAAUUAGUGUUAUUUAUGCCUUUUUAAAAGUGCUUUUAAAAAUAAGCAUUUGCCAUUACAAAUUAUGGACCUUUCAAAAAUCCCCUAGGGUAUAGUUUUAACAUGCACAUAUAAGUUAAAGCUAUAUUAGGUUGAACAAUAUUACUUGUAAAAUCUGAAUCUGAGAAUUUCAUAAAUGGGUUAACUCCAACCUGGUUGAGACAUUCAAUUGAAUUAGCUUAAGCUGAGCCCUUGAGAGGUGACAGAGUCUACAGCUGAAAACUGCCAUUGUACGAUUUUGUGCAAAAUGGGAAGCAUAACUGCAGUCAUUACCUGAAUUACCAUUACCUGUUUGUUAUCCUGAUAGAGAUUUGAUGCUACUUUACUCUACUGUGUUUAAUAAGCCCUCUAUGAUGAAUUGUAAGUGCUAUUGUGCUUAAAUGUUAGUCCAUGAAUGAACCUUUCCAAAUGUUCAAAUUGCUAGAGCUUGACUUAUUCUGACUGUACAUAGGGCUUAACUGAAUUGCAAUCUGGCAUGAAAUAAAACUAUGUGUUUCUAACAGUCUCAGCUAAUACCUUUCUUU
This is a messenger RNA of Acipenser ruthenus (sterlet), 1691 nucleotides long. RefSeq names its product regulator of G-protein signaling 4-like. The transcript has 4 exons. The record is from RefSeq and is a predicted model, not a curated record. NCBI's taxonomy places the organism in Eukaryota, Metazoa, Chordata, Actinopteri, Acipenseriformes, Acipenseridae.